AACGAAUGAUACGAUAAAUAUUUAGCUUAGCUAGAACAGCUAAAACUAGAACAAGUUUUUAAAUUGGUAUUUUGUGUAUCAGGAUUUAAGCUUUUGGGGAUGAAUUUUACAACCUAAAAUAUGGCUUGGAGUUCUUUGCCGCUGAUAGAGAUGGAUGACGUUAACAUGAAGAGAAACAGUAACGAAUUCAGGGAUAAUAUAAGAAAUCAAAACCCUGGUGAUAAUCUUGAGAAAGACAUAAGUAAACAAUUGAGUGCAUUCAGGCAGCAAAGUAAAGUGAGCAAGGACUUUGGUCAGGACAGACCAUCAGUUGAUGAAUUUGGACGAGAUGUUUACACCAAACCCUCAAGCGAAGGGGAACAAAACUUUCCAGAUCGCGAGAGUGGCAGAAGAAGGGAGAGAAGUCGUAGCCCACGACGCUGGCGUGAAGAUGAUGACAGGGGAAGGGAGUGGGGUAAUGAGGAGCAACGGAGGCGGAACAGGUAUGCUUGCCAUGUCGAUGAGGGUGAAGAUGAAGGAAGGAAUGGGGAGAGAUAUCGAGAUUGGUCAUCACGCGGUCGUGAACCCGAUCGUUACAGAGAUAACUAUCGAAGAGAUAAUUAUCGAGAUCGUGACGAAAGGGAUUAUCGUGAUCAUGAUGACAGAGAUUACCGAGAUCGGGAUGAGAGGGAUUACCGAGAUCGGGAUGAAAGGGAUUACCGUGAUCGAGAUGACAGGGAUUACCGUGAUCGAGAUGACAGGGAUUACCGUGAUCGGGACAACAGCGAUCAUCGAGAACGUGACGAGAGGGAUUAUCGGGAUCGUGGCCAGAGAGACUACCGAGAUCUAGAUAAGAGAGACUGGAGACGAGAUAAAUAUGAUGAAAGAAAUGAUGAGAGGAGACGAGACUAUCGAGACAGAUAUAGAAAUGAUGAUGAUAAAUACAGUUCAGAGCGACGGUCACAUGAUGACAGAGAUUAUGAUCGCCGAGUCUAUCGUGAAGAGCCAAGCGAGAUUGUCAUGUUGAAAGGUUUACCAACCUCUACUGAAGAUACACAGAUUCAUGAAAUAUUAGCCGAUGCCAAAUUACCGUACAAAGAUGUUCGUGUUGUUAAAACCAGAGAAGGAUUUUCUCGUGGUUUCGCAUUCGUUGAAUUUCUGGACAUGGAGACUGCAAAAAAAUGGAUUGAUAAUUGCAAGGGGAAACUCACCAUUGAAGAUACGACGGUAAUCAUGGACUUCAGUCGUUCGAAAAUGGCCGUAGAAUCGCAUCGAGACUGGGUUUGUAGCAAGUGCGGGACACAGAAUUUUUCCUCAAAGAGGCGAAAUACAUGUUUUACAUGUAACACACCAAAAGAUGAAAAUGAUGAAACCAAAGAACUUGGUAGUACACCGUGUAAAGUUCUCAUUCUUCGAGGCCUGGAUAUUCUCACAACUGAAGAGACGAUCCGCCAGUCGCUGGCCUCGUUUACGUCCACUCCAAUCUUCGAUGUGCGGCUUAUUAAAGACAAGUUGACAGGCACGUCAAGAGGAUUUUGUUUCGUUGAGUUGGGGUCCAUUGAGGAAGCGACUCAACUUAGGGAAGAACUCCAAACUGCUUCAUUCACGAUUGACGAGAAAGUAUUGGUCAUAUCCUACGCCAAGUUUGCUACCAACCCAUCCAAAUCAGGGACAGUCGCAGUUGGCAGCAGCUCGACAAGUGCUACUACCUCCGUUACUGCCACAACUACUUCGUCAUCAUCCACGGCCAAUAAAACACGUUCCAAAUUUGCAGCCAAUGCCAUAGCCCAAGCUCGUGCAGCUGCGCAAAUGGGACACACCACUGACUCUCAGCUGUCGACCUCCAUGGAUCACUACUCUACUAUAGAGGAUACUUCCGCAUCUCAGCAGCCAGCCUCUUCAACAGCUCAAGACGUUACAACGAAUGCAGGUGUAUCAAGUGAAACCCCAACAGAUCCCUCAGUUGAUAAAACGGCUAAAGCUGGUGCGUCGCAGACCAUAUCAUCAUACGUUUAUGAUGCUGCAAGUGGCUAUUAUUACGAUACCACAACAGGACUGUAUUACGACCCUACAACACAGUACUACUAUAACAGUACAACCAAACAGUAUAUGUAUUGGGAUGCUACAACACAACAAUAUGUCACUGUUGUGUCAUCUGCUGGGUCAAGUGAAACACCCGCGACUACUGCAGCAGACCAAACUCAGGGUGCAAGUGAAAUGGACAGUACGGCUGCUAGCAAAGAAAAGCAAAAGAAAGCUAAAAGUUUAAAUGCUAAAAAGAUUGCGAAAGACAUGGAAAGAUGGGCGAAGAAACAAGCAAAAAAUAAAGAAGCAUCUCGUCCUCAGGCCACUGCACUAACCACACAGGACACGGUCAAAGAAAGCACUUACCAAUAUGAUCCUAAUGAUUUGAAGGGUGGAAUUAACAUGAGUAUUACUGGGUCCACUACCAUCACACCACUAGCUACAGCGAGCCCACUGGCUGCUCUAUCUGAACUAGACAAUCCAACCGCACCUGCGAUACCAGCAGCGUCUUUUUUAGCGGCCGGUAGCCUAGUAGCAGAAUAUGACGGUGAUGAUUCUGGAGGUGAUGAAGGAAACAAGGAAGACGAUUAUACUGAUUUAACAAAAAUGGCUUGCUUGUUGUGUAAACGACAAUUCCCAACAAAGGAGGCUUUGAGCAGACAUGUUCAACUCUCUGACUUGCAUAAGCAAAAUUUGUUGGUUCAAAAGAAAUUGAAAAUGUCUUUUAAUGAAAUAGACGAGUAUGAAAAAGAGCAGAGAGAGGCAAAGUAUCGCGACAGAGCAAGAGAAAGAAGAGAGUUAUUUGGUCAACCAGACUCAGCACCACCUGGUAGUAAGAGAAAAAAAAAGGGAAAGAUAUCGUACGAGCAACCGACAAAAGAUGGCAUCACGUCGGACAACAUUGGCAACAAAAUGCUACAAGCGAUGGGUUGGACAGCUGGAACAGGUUUAGGAAAAGAUCGACAAGGAAUUGUUGAUCCAAUCUUGGCGAAGAUGCGAAAUCGUACGGCAGGCCUUGGUUUGAAAGGAAGUGAUUUCGGUGCGACUGCUGGUGACUCUGAACGCGAUCUACUGAAGAAGAUGGCACAAUCACGUUACAACGAUGCAUGAAUGCUAAAGAAAGGAGACAUUGCCAAGAGAUUCUUGACUAUCGGAUGAUGCAUGCCCAGAUUCAUUCAUUCGUUUCCUUCAACAACUAUAGAACGUACG
Dendronephthya gigantea is the source of this 3213-nucleotide messenger RNA. RefSeq names its product RNA-binding protein 5-like. The record is from RefSeq and is a predicted model, not a curated record. Gene Ontology annotation, biological process: mRNA splicing, via spliceosome. Bases 121 to 3114 code for a protein of 997 amino acids. Gene Ontology annotation, molecular function: RNA binding. Gene Ontology annotation, cellular component: nucleus. Lineage: Eukaryota; Metazoa; Cnidaria; Anthozoa; Malacalcyonacea; Nephtheidae. The transcript is spliced from 26 exons.